CUCCUGGCGGGAAAUUUCGGCCAUUUCGCGCCACCAGGGUGUCGCGCACAGUUAGCGGUUUGCACGCUCCUGAAGCAGCAUUGCUACGUUCGUCUUUUAUCUAAAAAGUAUACAUCAACACAAUGGAGUUUGAAGUCGUGGAUGAUAGAGAAAUGAGAGAGGCACAGCGGGAUUAUCUCGAUUUCUUAGACGACGAACAAGAUCAAGGUAUUUACCAGAGUAAAGUAAGGGAUAUGAUCAGUGACAACCGGUGUCGUCUUAUUGUGAAUAUCAAUGAAGUACGCCAUAGGAAUGCAGGCCGGGCUGCCAAGCUAUUGAACAAUUCGGUAAUGGAGCUCCUGGCCUUCCAGCGUGCCCUCAAAGAGUUUGUAGCAACAAUUGAUGCAACAUAUGCCAAGCAGUAUGAAGAGUUCUAUGUUGGGUUAGAGGGAAGCUUUGGAAAACAGCAUGUAACUCCACGCACCCUUGCCUCUAGUUUUCUGGGCACUGUUGUUUGUGUAGAAGGAAUUGUCACCAAGUGUUCCCUUGUCCGACCGAAGGUUGUACGGAGUGUUCACUAUUGUCCUGCUACAAAAAAAACCAUGGAGAGAAAGUAUACAGAUAUGACAUCACUAGAUGCCUUCCCAUCCAGUGCUAUUUAUCCUACUAAGGAUGAAGAGAACAAUCCACUGGAAACAGAGUUUGGUCUAUCAAUUUAUAAAGAUCAUCAGACUAUCACUAUUCAAGAGAUGCCUGAAAAGGCUCCUGCUGGUCAGCUGCCACGAUCUGUAGACAUUGUCUUAGACAAUGACCUUGUGGAUACAGUCAAGCCUGGUGACCGUGUUCAGGUUAUUGGGACCUAUCGCUGCUUGCCUGCCAAGAAAGGCGGGUACACUUCUGGCACUUUUAGAACUAUCAUGAUUGCUUGCCAUGUGAAGCAGAUGAGCAAAGAAAUCACUCCAUUGUUCUCAGCUGAUGAUGUGGCCAAGAUAAAGAAAUUUAGCAAAACCCACUUCAAAGAUGUCUUUGACCAGCUGUCUCGCUCCUUAGCUCCCAGCAUACAUGGACAUGAGUACAUUAAGAAGGCUAUACUGUGCAUGCUGCUUGGAGGAGUUGAAAAAGUUCUGGAGAAUGGCUCUCGUAUCCGGGGGGAUAUUAAUGUACUACUUAUAGGCGAUCCAUCAGUGGCCAAGUCUCAGCUUCUUCGUUAUGUUCUGCAUACUGCACCUCGUGCUAUUGCCACAACUGGACGAGGCUCCUCUGGUGUGGGAUUGACUGCUGCUGUUACAACUGAUCAUGAGACAGGUGAACGGCGAUUAGAAGCUGGUGCAAUGGUCUUGUCAGACAGAGGAGUGGUUUGCAUUGAUGAGUUUGAUAAAAUGUCGGAUAUGGACAGGACUGCUAUCCAUGAAGUUAUGGAGCAAGGUCGAGUCACUAUCGCUAAAGCAGGCAUCCAUGCCAGACUCAAUGCUCGCUGCAGUGUCCUGGCUGCUGCCAAUCCAGUGUAUGGCAGGUAUAAUCAGUAUAAAACACCCAUGGAGAAUAUUGGACUUCAGGAUUCACUUCUGUCACGUUUUGAUUUACUCUUCAUAAUGUUGGAUCAGAUGGAUCCAGAGCAAGAUCGUGAGAUUUCUGAUCAUGUCUUAAGGAUGCACAGAUAUCGAAGUGCUGGAGAGCAAGAUGGAGAUGCAUUGCCUCUGGGAAGUUCAGUGGAUAUACUAACAACUGAUGAUCCCAGUUUAAUACGUGAAGAAGAAGAACAGCUUCAGGUGUAUGAAAGACAUGACAACCUUCUUCAUGGAAGCAAGCGUCGCAGGGAAAAGAUUGUUAGUAUGGAGUUCAUGAGGAAGUACAUUCAUGUAGCCAAGCUAGUCAAGCCAUGCCUAACACAAGAAGCAGCCUCACAUAUUGCUGAAGAAUAUUCUAGACUUCGCAGUCAGGACCAGAUGAGCUCUGAAAUUGCUCGGACCUCACCUGUAACUGCUCGUACAUUGGAAACACUUAUCCGACUGUCAACUGCACAUGCUAAAGUACGAAUGAGUAAAACUAUUGAUUUACAAGAUGCUCAAGUGGCUGUGGAGCUGGUGCAGUUUGCUUAUUUCAAGAAGGUUUUAGAGAAAGAAAAGAAACGGCGUAGGCAAGAGGAAGGUGAUGAUGAGACUGAGGAAGAGGAUGAAGAAAAUACACCAUCCCAAAAAAGAAGUAGGAGGUCUGUUAAACGCCAACCAUCAGGGAGAGAAUCUGUUGAUCCUUAUGAUUUUGCAGGUGCUGAAAAGGAGAUCCCUGAUUUGUUGGCUUCAAAGACUCCAGAGCGUCAAGAAGAACAAAUGGAAGUGUCAGAAAAAGUUGACAAAGUUAAGAUGACCGAUGCAAGAUUUAAAGAAUUCAAAGCAGCACUUUUUGAAGCUUUCAAGGCUGCACAUGCUCAGUCCAUCAGUAUGCGCAGUUUAAUGGACACCAUCAACAAGAAUAAUCUGAAUCCGUUCUCUCAAGAAGAGAUCAAGACAGCCCUUGAAAGCAUGCAGGAUGACAACCAGGUCAUGGUUUCUGAUGAGAUUAUCUUUCUCAUUUAGGACAAUGCUAAGACUUUGGAAUCAUUGUUUUUCAUUAGUCAGUUCAGCAUUUACUAUAAUUCUGUUCAGUUACUGAAUUAACUGUCAUGUGCUGUGAACUGUACAAUGUCUCCUUAUGAGUUAAAUUCAAGCCAUGUAAAGGGAAAAAAUACUACAAGUUAGUAAGUAUUCAGUUGGCUCAUAUAGGAAACAAUUUGCUUUAAAUGUAAAGGCAUUUCCCAAUCAGAGGUUUCAUGUAAGCUUCAAGUAUGAAAUAAUCUAAAAUGUGGUUUUACAGAGAGAGGUCUGUAUCAUUCUUUUAUAUCUGCACAUUAAAAAAAUAGGCUCUGAUAGAAAAAAAAGCCAAGUAAAAGGCAGUGGUUUUAAGUGGUUUUUGUAUUAAGAAGUCCAGUUUUUAGUAAAAUGUACAGUUUUGACCACUUAAACUUUAGAAAAAUGCUUUAAAGUUUAUAUCAUGCUUUGUGCAUUGAUAUGUAUGGGGGAAAGUUAGGAUUUUUUUUACAUUUUUAAACAGAAAUAUGUAAAAAUUGUUAAAUGUAAAAAAACAUUUAUUUCAUAGUCAACUCCUGCUUGUCUGUUUCAGAAGUUCACAGAUCACAGACAGUCGAAAUUACAUUACAGUAUUUAAUCUGUUUUAAAAUGUGGUUUCUUUGUUCCUAAAGUUAACAGCUGGUUGAUUUUUAGAUCUGUACAAGGAGACCUGAUUGACCUAAUUUUUUUUUAAACAUUUAGUGAUCUGUUAAAUCACUUCAAGACUAAAAGUCUUGGUCUGUAUAUAUCUUGUUACUGUUAGCUGAACACAGUUCUGUUCACAUCAGCUAAACUGCAGUUUUUAGCAUCAUUGAUGCUAAUGCUUUUGUAAAUUAAAGGUUAAUUUUGUA
Polypterus senegalus (gray bichir) is the source of this 3433-nucleotide messenger RNA. RefSeq names its product zygotic DNA replication licensing factor mcm3-like. Gene Ontology annotation, cellular component: nucleus; MCM complex. The transcript is spliced from 17 exons. The coding region runs from base 123 to 2552 and encodes 809 amino acids. Gene Ontology annotation, biological process: DNA replication; double-strand break repair via break-induced replication; mitotic DNA replication initiation. NCBI's taxonomy places the organism in Eukaryota, Metazoa, Chordata, Cladistia, Polypteriformes, Polypteridae. Gene Ontology annotation, molecular function: single-stranded DNA helicase activity; ATP binding; single-stranded DNA binding. The record is from RefSeq and is a predicted model, not a curated record.